Messenger RNA from Nannizzia gypsea CBS 118893, 2520 nucleotides. RefSeq lists its product as hypothetical. The record is from RefSeq and is a predicted model, not a curated record. The transcript has 10 exons. NCBI's taxonomy places the organism in Eukaryota, Fungi, Ascomycota, Eurotiomycetes, Onygenales, Arthrodermataceae. The coding region runs from base 1 to 2520 and encodes 839 amino acids.
AUGCCUAGUAACAAAGCAACAGUAAACACCCCGGAAAUCAACGAGAAGCUACAGUAUUAUGGGAUCUAUUCAGCUUUUGCCAAUGGCAAAGCUCCUUCGAACAAGCAAAUCGAUGUUGCUUUAAACAGCCUUCUUGCUUCCAAGUCGCUGGCCAAUCCAUCACCAGAGCUUUCAACUGAGACUCGGCAGAUUAUUGACGACCUACGCCAUAUAAUAAUCAGUGCGAGAAACCUCGUUCUUGUCAAGAACGAUGGCAAUAUGAUUCAAGAGUUUAUCUGGGAUGCUGGAAAUUUCAAGGGUCCGGGAGAUAUUCAAGGCCCUGAUACCUCUGGUGAAAAGGCCGCCGCCAAACAAAAUGCUCAACAAACCGCAGCUGGUCUUAAGACGCUGGGCACUUUACUCAUCACUAACGGCCAAUUCAGGAAACUUUUGCAAGAUGCAACCAUUUUAAUACGGGAUAUGGCUAGCGACUCAGCCCAGAAAGCCGCUGGUGCCCUGAAGCCAUCGGAGGAGGACUUAGCCCAGAUUGACAAGCCCGCUGACGAGAACGUAUGGCAUGAGUCCCCUAAUAUGUCGAAGGAUGCUCUUAUGUCUCGAUUCAAGAAAAACAAAGCUCAAGGGAACGUCGACGGAAUCAAUGGCUCUCAUGCCACCAACGGGACUAAUGGAGUCCAUGGAGUCAAUGGAGUCAAUGGGUCCAAUGGGGUCAAUGGGGUUGGUGGUGUUGCCUCUAACCAACAGGUUGGCACUUCUGGUACCACUGAUACCGGGGAGCUCAAAGACGAGGCAGCUAUGAAGACCAAGCAACGUUCAAAGGAAGCAGCUGAGCGGACCAGAAGAUUCCUUUCAGAGAAAAUGCCCCGAGAACGGCGAGAGCAGACAAUUUGGCGCAUUAAGAAGAUGAUCGUUGAAAUUCAGGGACACGCUGACUAUCAAGAAGCUAUAGAAACACUCUUGUCAAUCGCGGAGGGAUACGCCCAACGCUCUAGAAGCCUAUCCAAACAGGGGGCAGGAACGCUGAAAGGUGCAAGAGAUCAAUCGGAUACUCGGAAAUUAGAGUCUAACCUGAAAACUGUAAUCGAACGAUUUGCGAACUCUACCUCGACCGAUGACCUGUUUGAUGCCAUCAAGAAGUUCUACAGAAAUGCAGAAAAUGAUCCUAGACUUAGAGAAUGGUUCCGAAACGUGGACACUUUCACCAGAAAAUGCCUCAAAGAACAGGGCUUCGUCUUGCGCGAUGAGUCUACUGCUGAAUGGAACAGACUGUAUGAUGAAGGUCGCUUCUUAUUUACCAAACGUUACAAGAAGGAUACCGAUGAGGUCGUUGAGGAGGGUAAAUUCCUGGCAAACCAGUUUGACGAAGACCCAUUGAACAGGGAAUUUGGUCAAUCUCUGAAGAAGUUCUUUGAUCAUCUUGGCCAUGAUGCCAGCGGAAACAUUGCUUUCCAGAAGAACAUAUUGAAGGACUUUGCCAAUACCGUCAUUCCAGGAACUCUGGCGAGUCUUUCAUACAUCCCUCUUCCUCGAAUUGAAGUAUCCGACCCAAUGGUCGACGUGGUUAUUGAAAAUUUGGCCGUUCAAUGUGAUAACCUGAUGCCCAACAUCUUGGAAUUUAGUAGUGACAACUACUGGAGAUGGGGAAGAAAGAAUAUUGGUAAUCACAAUGACAACAAGGCAAAUGUAAGCUACUACAUCAAGAAGAAGAAAGGCUUCCCACAUGUCACCGAUACCGGUGUGAUGGAUGUUUUCUUGGGAGGCGAUGGCUUCAGCUUCAAAAUCAUGAGCUCUUCAGCACAGAGCAAGGAUAAACAACACUUCAUCAAAGCUGAUAAGGUCAUCGUCAACAUCAAGAACCUGGAUAUCAGGCUCAAGAAGUCUAAGCAUAAGAUGCUCUUUACCCUGUUCAAGCCACUGCUGUUGUCAGUAGUUCGACCUGCUAUCCAAAAGGUCCUGGAGCUGCAAAUUCGGCAAUAUUUCACCAAAGCGGAUAAGUUCGCUUAUCAGGUCCACCAGGAAGCCCAGCGCACUAUGGAGUUGUCGCGAAACGACCCUGGCGAGAAGAGCAAUGCGUACACUCACUACAGCAACGCCCUCAAAUCACAUAUGAAUGCACGCAAGCAGGAGGCCGAGGCCAAGAAAAAACAAAAGCCUCCAAGAGACACUAAGGUCAACAUUGCCAUGAAUCAAUAUGAGUCGAUGUUCAAAGACAUUGUACUCCCCAGCGGCAUUUCUGCCAAGGCAACAGAGUACAAAGACCUUGCUGCAAGAGGAGAAAGAUGGGAAUCUCCUGUGUUUGGUAUUGGCACUGCUGCUCCAUCAACUGGACUUCCACGACUCGAGGCCAUUAAACGAAAGUACAGAAACCGCGGUAUCAGCGGAGCCCAUCGACAGACUCAGCCUAUGGCCCAGACAGGAGGAGCAUCCACGGCUAUGGCAGAACCUACCCACGUCAUGCCCACAAAGAUGACAGGGCUCGCCGAUGGCCUCAUGACCAUUCCUGGAACCAACGCUCCAGUUUAA